Thamnophis elegans (Western terrestrial garter snake) is the source of this 1816-nucleotide messenger RNA. RefSeq names its product activating transcription factor 2 (gene ATF2). Gene Ontology annotation, biological process: regulation of transcription by RNA polymerase II. The transcript has 11 exons. Bases 378 to 1721 code for a protein of 447 amino acids. The record is from RefSeq and is a predicted model, not a curated record. Lineage: Eukaryota; Metazoa; Chordata; Lepidosauria; Squamata; Natricidae. Gene Ontology annotation, molecular function: cAMP response element binding; DNA-binding transcription factor activity, RNA polymerase II-specific.
GCCCUGGCCCCGCCUUCGCGGAACCCCACAACCACGCGGCCGCCUCUCCCUCCUGCAGUUGCGCGCGCCUCCUUCCUCUUCCGUUCCGUUUGUGCUGCACGCCCCCCCCCCUCCGGUCUCCGCGCGGCACGUGACCCGGUUUCCUCCUGACCUAUCCACCCUCCCCGGAGAGAAGGGGAGGGGGGAGGGAGAAGGGAAGGAAGGCAACGCGAAAGAGGGAGAGAGAGAAACCGAUAUGUCACGGAGUUCCCGCGAGAUGUGACGAGAACCGGGUGGGAGGGGGGGAGAAAAACCCGGGCUUUAAUGUGCGGCUCGGCCGGCGGUCGUGAGGGGUAACACAAGAACCUGUAGAAUAUGAGUGAUGACAAACCCUUUCUAUGUACUGCCCCUGGAUGUGGACAGAUCAAACUCCAACGCCAACUCGAUUUUUAAAGAAUUGUGAAGAAGUGGGCUUAUUCAAUGAACUAGCAAGUCCUUUUGAAAAUGAAUUCAAAAAAGCUUCUGAAGAUGAUAUUAAAAAAAUGCCUCUAGAUUUAUCACCUCUUGCAACUCCAAUUAUAAGAAAUAAAAUUGAAGAGCCUUCAGUGGUUGAAACAACUCACCAAGAUAGUCCCUUACCUCAUCCAGAGUCUACGACCAGUGAUGAGAAGGAACUGUGUCUGCAGCCAUCUGCCCAACCUACUUCCACAAUUGUACGGCCAGCUUCUCUACAGGUUCCUAAUGUGUUGCUUGCAAGUUCUGACUCAAGUGUCAUUAUUCAGCAAGCCAUACCUUCACCAACAUCUAGCACUGUCAUAACACAAGCUCCAUCUUCCAAUAGGCCAAUAGUACCGGUGCCAGGCCCUUUCCCCCUUUUGUUGCAUCUUCCCAAUGGACAAACCAUGCCUGUUGCUAUUCCCGCUUCAAUCACAAAUUCUAAUGUGCACGUACCAACUGCAGUUCCACUUGUCAGACCUGUUACCAUGGUGCCUAGUAUCCCAGGAAUUCCAGGACCCUCAUCCCCACAACCGGUGCAGUCAGAGGCAAAAUUGAGAUUAAAAGCUGCUUUGACCCAGCAGCAUUCUCAGGUAACAAAUGGAGAUACUACUAAGGGACAAACAAGUGGACUAGUUCGAACUCAGUCAGAGGAAGCACGACCACAAUCACUACAACAGCCCGCCACGUCUACUACUGAAACACCGGCCUCUCCUGCUCAGCCUGCACCACAAACGCCAAAUACAGGAGGCCGGCGAAGAAGAGCAGCAAAUGAAGAUCCCGACGAAAAAAGACGGAAAUUCUUAGAGCGGAAUAGAGCAGCUGCUUCAAGAUGCAGACAAAAAAGAAAAGUUUGGGUCCAGUCUUUGGAGAAAAAAGCAGAAGACCUGAGCUCACUAAACGGUCAAUUACAGAAUGAAGUCACCCUGCUGAGAAAUGAAGUGGCACAGCUGAAACAGCUACUUCUGGCUCAUAAAGAUUGUCCUGUUACAGCCAUGCAGAAGAAAUCUGGCUAUCAUACAACAGAUAAAGAUGACAGUUCCGAAGACAUUUCCGUGCCAAGUAGUCCUCACACCGAAGCUAUUCAGCAUAGUUCCGUCAGCACUUCUAAUGGAGUAAGCUCCACCUCCAAGGCAGAAGCAGUGGCUACGUCAGUUCUCAGCCAGAUGCCUGACCAGAGUACAGAGCCAGUGCUGUCACAGGUUGUCAUGGCUCCUCCGUCCCAAUCACAGCCUUCAGGAAGUUGAUCAAAAACUUAACUUUGUUUUUAGAUAUUCCUUAGCAGCUUCAAAGGGAAACCAAGGAAAUAGCCUUCAUCUAGGAAACAUCUGUAGCUUAAUAA